AGUCUGAGAUUUCGAAACGGUUUAGCCUCUGGGUUAACUUCCCUCAGAAACUCGUUUGCGCGUGUACGUGGUUUCAUUUAUACAGGCGCUUCCGUUGACAACCAUACCCACUCGUGAUUUGGGUGGGGUUUCGCUGGAGGAACAGCAGAGGAGUCGUGGACAGUCACUAAUCUGAAGGCAGAGAGGCGACCCAUUUAUUUAUUCGCACGCCUUUGUCUGGUCUAUGGUACCCUCAAACACUUACAAUAUGCUGCAAUGUUUUUAUGGACUUGUCUAUCUUUCGGCAGUUUUAGCGUUUGCGACUCUCACAGGUACACAAGCUGAAUGUCCUGUUCAGAUCAACCCACGGAGAGCUGUUGUGAGGUACGGCGGUUCUGUUGCAGCUAACUGUAGCACUUCAGUCCCGCAUCAAGGGAUAGGAUGGGAAGCCAGUGAGGGAGCAGUGCCCAUGACCAAAGACAAGAAUCUGAUCACAUGGAGAGUGUCAGAACUGAAAGAAUGGGUCAUAAAGCCGUACUGCUUCAUAAACUAUAAAACAGGCGAGCAGUGUGAAGUAAAGCUCCCAGUCACUGUUUACAAGACUCCAGACAGUGUGUCCAUCAGCACUGUGGAUCACAGCGGACCAAUGAUGGAGGGAGAGCAGUAUAAGCUCCAGUGUGACGUACACAAUGUGGCUCCUGUUCAGUAUCUCACUGUCAAAUGGUACAAAGGAGAGACUCUGCUGAAUCAAACCAUCUUCACUGACACUAGCGAGACUCCAGUGAAUGAAACCGUCACACUCCAGAUCCGUCCAGACAGAGAUGAUGAUGGAGCUCAAUACCGGUGUGAAGCAGAGCUGGAUCUGGGAGCAGAAGGACCUCAACCUCAUCCUAAAAGUUUAUCAAAUCCUCUUAAUGUUGAAGUACACUAUAAACCACGACACUCCAGUUCAACAGAGACCAUCAUUAAAAAGGAUGAGGUUAUUCUAGAUUGCACAGUGAAGGCAAACCCGGCUCCUAGGUACACAUGGAGCUCAGAUCAUCUGGAAGAGGAGAUCAGCUCCUCAGUGCUCAAGUCCUCUACACUCAGUCCAGGAAACUACACGUGCAUCGCCACAAACACUCGGGGAAACGACAGCAAAGUGUUCAUCGUCCAAUCUACAGGGGCUGUUCACACAGAAUGGGGUUUUCCAAUCCACUACGCUAAUUUUCUAUGUUUUUUUAUGUCAAUGUGAAACCACUUUUGAAGCAUCUCACAUGAUAUGGUGUUCAGAAACGUGGCACUUAUGUUAAGAGAAGUUCAACUUUUUAAAAAAUGCAUCUCAAGACCUUGCGUUUCUUCCCGUUCCACUGCCCACAUCUCAGACUCAGACUCAGACUCAACUUUAUUGUUCCGUUAGGGGAAACUAAGAUUGCAGCAAAGUGCCAAUACACUAACCAUAUCCAUGCACACAUAACCAUUACACCCAUAAAAGCAUACAAUGUACACAUACAGUUUCCCAAACAUUAAAAUUAAACCAGCCUUUACUCAAGUUCAUAAAUUUUGGGUACCAAUAUAUUCUCCUCCCCAGCAGACUUCAAUAACGUAAUGGCCACAGUAACAAAUGAAUCUUUAGUUCUUUUCAUCCUGCAUACAGGAACUCUAAAACGACGGCCUGAUGGCAACAUCUGAAACUCAGUAUGUAGUGGGUGGUCAGUAGUACAGAGAAUGGCCUGGGCUUUCUUAACAACAGAAUUUUGGUAAAUUUCAGUAGGCCCAGUUUGAUUAACACCCAUAAUCUUGCCUGCCACCUUCACAAAGCUACCCAACCUAUUCUUAUUUGACAGAUUCAAGUGACCAUACCAUACUACAAUGCAAAAGGAAAGGACAGAUUCAAUAAAUUGUUUGUAAAACAGUGACAUAAUAGAAGAGCAAACACUAAAAGAUUUUAAUUUCCUCAGAAAAAACAAUCUUUGUUGAACCUUUUUAACGACAGCCAAGGCGUUGGGUUGGAAAGUCAACUUAUUAUCUACAACUACUCCCAAAUACUUAUGUAUCAACAGUUUCAAUGUCCAAACCUUUAAUUCUUAUCAUCCAGGGGCUAGGAGAAAACCUCCUGUAAUCAAUCACCAUAUCCUUCGUUUUAUUAGCAUUCAACUGAAGAGAAAAUCGGUCACACCAUGAAAUGAAGUCCUCCACGACAGGACCAUGCCCCAAAUCCUGUUCGUGGAGAAGACUCACAAUCACUGAAUCAUCGGCGUAUUUUAUGAUAUAGCUAUUCUCAGACAUUCUCGACAAUCAUUUGUAUACAUAAUAAACAAGAGAGGUGAAAGACAACAGCCUUGAGGGGACCCAGCAGAACAGUACUGAAAGUCAGAAAGAACACCAUUGACUCUAACACACUGAAGACGUCCUACUAAGAAAUCCAAAAUCCAUCCAGAAAUAUUAAGAUCCAAAUUAAAAUGAGAAAUUAAUUUCUCUACCAACAAAUGUGGCUUCACAGUGUUAAACGCAGAAGAGAAAUCAAUAAAUAACAAUCUAGCAUGGGUCUUGGGCCUUUCCAAGUGACUAGACAGAUAAUUCAACAAUGCAAGAUUAGCAUCCUCUACUCCCCUGCCCUGUCUAAAUGCAAACUGCAGUGGAUUAAGUCUAUCUUUUGAUUGCUGUAAAAUUUCAUCUUUAACUACUUUCUCAAGACACUUUAUAACUAACGAAGAGCUACCGGCCUAAAAUCAUUUAGCUCCUGUGGAGACCUAGUCUUAGCUACAGGGACUAUAAUAGAUUUUUUCCAAAUUUCAGGAGCUCUUUGUAACAUAAGAGACUGGGAGAAAAUGUAUUGAAAUAUUUCACACAGCUGUUCAGCACGUGUACGUAACACCCUACCCUACAUAUAAUAUUAUCAGGACCGGGACUCUUUUUAGUAUUAACUCUCUGGAAAAGAUCUUUAAUCAUAGUAAUAUUUAAAAAUUGACUACACGCCAAGUCUCGUUUUAAAAUGUCAAUUUCUGACUUAAAAUCAUUAUCAUCAAACCUUAAAUAAAAUAUGUUAAGUUCCUCAGCAAACUGUUUCACAGAACUGAAUCCCUUCAAUUGAAUAUCUCUAUCACCGCUAUCUUCUUUACACCCAGCCAUUGCCUUCAUGCCUUGCCAGGCUGAUCUUAAGUUAUUGCCACGUCACUGUUUCUCAGUUUUAUCCUUAUUUAUUUGAACUCUCACAGCCUUUUUUAACUCCUUAAAAGUAUUCAUAUCACCCUGUUUAAAGGCUAUUUGUUUACUGUGCAGAAGGACUUUUGUGUGACUAGACAACCAUGGUUUGAAAAUCCAUAACAGUUUUGUUAGGAAUGAUCAUAUCUGUACAAAAAGACAUAUAGUCACACACCACUUCUGUAAGUUCAUCGAUACUUUCUGAUGCAUCUUGAAAAACAGACCAAUCUGUACCGUCAAAACAGCCUUGUAAGGCCAGAGAGCUGUACUCUGACCACACCUGUACCUUCCUUUCCAGCGUCUUCUCCUGCCGUAACACAGAUUUAUAAACUGGAAGGAGAUGUACCACGUUGUGGUCUGAGAAACCAAUUGGAGGGCCUGCUAAAGCUUUCAUUGCCCCCUUUAUCGAUACAUAACAGAGGUCCAAAGUCUUAUCAUAUCUCGUGUGGCAAUUUACAUACUGAUAAAAAUCACAUAAUGUCUUCUUUAGAUCACAGUUAUUAAAAUCCCCGAGAACAAAGUUAGGAGCAUCCGGUGAAAUUAGUUUCAAAUUUGAUAAAACUUUACUAACAGUUCCAACAGCAGAUUUACUGUUCGCUUUCGGAUGGAUGUAAACAACAGUAAUAAAAAUCUGUGGAAAUUCCCUCGGUAAAUAGAGGGGUCUUAAUAGUGAUUUUUUUUCCCCGUUACCUCACUGUCCCGAUCCAAGCGAACAGGUGAAUCAAACCCAUAUAGCGCCAGUGAGGAAUCCAUGUCCUGGGGAGUAAGCCAUGUCUCAGUCAAUGCCAGGAUGCAAGCAUUUUUAUACUCUUGAAGAUGACGAAUAUUAGCCUGUAGUUCAUCAACCUUAUUCUUCAAAGAUUGGAUGUUCGCCAGAAGUAUAGUUGGAAGUGGGAUGCGUUUUUUUUUAAGUAGGUUUUUAACUCUCACUCGAAUUCCUCCUUUCUUUCCCCGUUUCCAAAUCCGUGGCUCCUUCGGAGGCCUCUCCUCGACAAGGCCGUUCACCUGACUCCGAAGCUUUAUAUCCGAAUCGGAACGAGCCAGGAUACAAUCCAAACUGUCGUCCACCUGCUCGUCCAAGUCACGAUACGUCCAUCUAAACCCGAGUGAGAACUCCUGGAAAUACCGAAGUCUGUUUGUUUUGUUAGGCUGGUGACACAUCACUCCGCUGAUGAUACUCAGCCAAAUAAUCAAAUAAAACACAUCCAUAUCCGCAUAAAAACCGGCCGACGCGUGUCCAAAGAUUAACUCUCCCACUGUUAUUAAGUCAUUGUUAUUGUAUGAUUCUUUCACAUCUUGUUCAUCAUGAUAACCUUAACAAAUGAAAAUAACUUUAUGAAGCUUAAAUAUAAUUGGCAGGAAAAAAGCUAAACAAAGGCUUUAAACUUAAACAUCUUUUAGACUUUGUCUCUUUAGAAAAUAUUUAGAAAAUAUAAAAAAUAGUGUGCAAGAGUGUGAUUAUAAACAUAAUGAGGCUGUAAAAGUGGACUAGUAGUUAUUAUUAUUAUUAUUAUUAUUAUUAUUCCUAAUAAUGUUUAAUGUCCCUGCCAACCUCUGUAGUCCCAAUUAGCCAAUUGUUAGCAGCAAGCAACCACCCAGACAAAUAGAAGCUUUAAAAAUCACAAGGGGUUAUUACACUAAUGUUCUAUGUUGUAGAAUAACAUGAAUAUAAAACGUGAACAUAAAUAUCUUGAAUAUAAACAUGAAUAUAUUUUGAGCUUGUGUUAAACACAGGUCUUUUUUAACCAAAAAGCUAUUGACGUCUGGACAAUUGAACCAGAAGUGCUAACCUAGUCGUUUUUGGCCUAAAAAAUUGUCAUCCCUGCAGCGCUCCGUAACAAUGACUUCUGAUACAGGGUGGCGUCUAUUCCGUUUGAAUUGAAAAUACUGAAGAUGAGAAAGGAAACAUGCAUGUGUUUGUGACAUCUAGCUUAUUUAUACAAGUCGAUUAUCUUAAACUAUCAGUAUUGAUCUAUCUCAAAGUUCAUUCUUUAUCUACGGGGUGUUUUUGUGGUCUUUGUGUGUUUUUGUGCAUUUAAUGAUUCAACAGGCACUUUUAUGCGAAAUGAGGAAUAGUGCCACAAUAGUCUCUUGUAGUCUCCCAUACACUGGUGUUGUGUUCCCCCCAGGCCACUCCAGGACUGCUGCUAGCAGUGUGUGUGUUGUACAACCAACAGAGUUACGCUUCUGUUGCUGAAGCUGUUGAUUGAUUCAUCUGUUUGUAAAAUAAUUAUUGUCUUUUCUC
Onychostoma macrolepis is the source of this 5407-nucleotide messenger RNA. Its product is annotated as hemicentin-1-like. Gene Ontology annotation, cellular component: membrane. NCBI's taxonomy places the organism in Eukaryota, Metazoa, Chordata, Actinopteri, Cypriniformes, Cyprinidae. Gene Ontology annotation, biological process: cell-cell adhesion. The coding region runs from base 224 to 1213 and encodes 329 amino acids. Gene Ontology annotation, molecular function: integrin binding. The record is from RefSeq and is a predicted model, not a curated record. The transcript is spliced from 5 exons.